Arabidopsis arenosa is the source of this 1322-nucleotide messenger RNA. The record is from the annotation of a GenBank genome assembly. Lineage: Eukaryota; Viridiplantae; Streptophyta; Magnoliopsida; Brassicales; Brassicaceae.
UGUUAAAUUUUACAGAUUUCUUUGAUUUCACGUUGAAUCCACCAAUACUGAAUAUUCCAAAGAUUUAUAACUCAAAUUACUCUGCUUUCCCAUGGAGGUUCAAGCUGAAAUGGAGGCUAGCUCGUCCAUUAGUUUAGUCGCAGCUGUUUCAUAUGGCAUUGCUUCUAUGGCAAUGGUUUUUAUUAACAAAGCUGUGAUUAUGCAGUAUCCACAUUCAAUGACUGUUCUUACCCUUCAGCAAUUGGUUACUUCUUUGCUUAUACACUUUGGUAGACGAAUGGGAUACACAAGAGCUAAAGGAAUCGACUUAGCCACUGCGAAAAAGCUUCUUCCGGUGUCGAUCUUCUACAAUGCUAAUGUUGCAUUUGCUCUUGCAAGCUUGAAAGGAGUAAAUAUUCCAAUGUAUAUCGCCAUUAAGAGACUCACUCCACUCGCUGUUUUGAUUGCUGGGGUUUUGUUUGGUAAAGGCAAACCAACAACUCAGGUUGCUCUAUCUGUACCACUGACGGCUGCAGGUUGUGUAAUUGCAGCUCUUGGUGAUUUUUCUUUUGAUCUUUUCGGGUAUGGUUUGGCUUUAACAUCUGUCUUUUUCCAGACCAUGUACCUUGUGCUGGUGGAGAAGUCUGGUGCAGAAGACGGGCUUUCCUCUAUCGAAAUAAUGUUCUAUAACAGCUUCCUUUCCCUCCCAUUUUUGUCCUUCCUCAUCAUAGUUACCGGCGAAUUCCCAAACUCUCUAUCACUAUUACUUGCAAAGUGUUCUUAUUUGCCGUUCUUGGUGAUUCUCGUGCUUUCACUGGUUAUGGGCAUUGUCCUCAACUUCACCAUGUUUCUUUGCACCAUUGUGAACUCUGCACUAACAACAACCAUCGUUGGUGUUCUCAAAGGCGUUGGUUCCACUACGCUUGGUUUCGUCCUCUUGGGUGGUGUUGAAGUACAUGCUUUGAACGUGUCCGGUUUAGUGGUCAACACAGCUGGUGGUGUGUGGUACUCAUACGCCAAGUACCGACAGAAAAAGGCUAAACCGGCUAAGCUAAUGUCUGAUUUGGAAGCUCACAAGAAAUGAAGAUUUCGGUCCGGUUUGCCGGUUGGGUUUACACGUCAAAUAUGUCCUUGUUCAAAAAGUUAUAUCAGAACGAACCGAUGUAUUAGAGAGUUGAACCAAGAAAACCGGUUUAACGAGAAGCUUUCAACAAUCACCGUGGCUUCAGAUCUUAUCUUCUCUGUUCGAUUCUAAGUGAGAUUUAAUUUUGAUAUGAAACUUCAUUGAUCAGAUUAUUUCUUGUUUAAGUUAAGAAAGAAAAAAAUCAAUACCUAUUUUUAUA